UAUUCACCCAUUAUUUCCCCUCUCUCUCUCUCUCUCUCUCUCUACCCCAAUUUUAUCAGAAAGCUGCCAAAAUUCAUCACUUAAAGCCUUUUGAUUUCUCAGUCCCAAGCUUUCUCUUGUUUCUGAAUCUUUUCUAGGACCUCUCUACCUGAGUAAGCAUUUCCUUCUCUCUCUAUCUCUCACUUUCUCUCUCUGCCAAACUCCAUUGCUUGAAGCUUCUAUGCUUAGAACUUUGGUUUUGUCUUCAAUUUGGGUAAGUUAGAUCUGGGUUAGUUAAGCGAAAGGGACGUUUUCCAUUCAUGGAACUCUGAACUAACUCCCAUGGAUUUAAAUUCGUUUUGACGUUACUCCUCGGUGCCAACGUAUCACUGUAAGCAUCUAUUUUCUCUCUGAAUAUAUGAAGUAUACAUUUUUUCACAUGCCCUUUUGGCCGUCGUAGCUCCUCAAUGCCAAAAGUUCUGUAAUUUAUGCAAUUUUGAUCGGAACCCAUGUAUUUAUUGCAAAAAAUUGUUAACCCCCAGCUUAGAUGUUAUUCAUUUGCUCAUUAAAGUGGCGUUUUUGGGUUCCGUAACCGACCCUCUUUGCUCCUCUUUAGCUCUAGAAUCUUCAGAAUAUGUCGGUUUUGCUUUGAAUUUGAUAAACCUUUCUGGGUUUGUGAGCUGAUAGAGUUUUAGGGUUCUUAGCCGAAAUUUUGUUGGAUAGGAACCCGUAAACGAGUAUGAGGAAGUAUGUAAAUCAUCACUCAGCAAGGGUGAUUGGUGAUAGGAUUUGGGCUAUUCCAUUCAUUGCUAGCUUUAUCAUAUUCAUCACCCUCUUUUUCUCUGCCAUUUCCGGGAUCUUUACCGCUCCACACGCUGGAGAGAAGUUGUCAUUCGACAUUAUUCCCUUCUCAAAACCAGAUGACUCAAGUGGGUAUUUUGUUGAAUCUGAUUUGAAAAGAUCAUUGGACACCAAUGGGGGUUCCAAAAGUGGGGCACCUAGUUUAGCGUAUCUUAUAUCGGGUACAAAGGGUGAUAGUCAUAGGAUGAUGAGGACUUUAAGUGCGGUGUAUCAUCCAAGAAAUCAAUAUAUCCUGCAUUUGGAUCUUGAGGCUCCGCCUCGUGAAAGGUUGGAAUUGGCAAGUUUAGUGAAGGCUGAUCUUACUUUUCGUGAAGUAGAGAAUGUGCGUGUUAUGUCUCAAUCCAAUUUGGUGACUUAUAAGGGCCCUACGAUGAUUGCUUGUACUCUGCAAGCCAUUUCCAUUCUAUUAAAGGAGAGCUCAGAGUGGGACUGGUUUAUAAACCUCAGUGCAUCAGAUUAUCCUCUCAUGACACAAGAUGAUUUGCUUCAUGCUUUCUCCAAUAUUUCCAGAAACAUCAACUUUAUUGAACAUAUGCAGCUCACUGGAUGGAAACUGAACCAAAGAGCAAAACCUAUCAUAAUUGAUCCAGGCCUGUACUUAUCAAAAAAAUCUGACCUUGCAUCGACUACUCAGCGCCGAUCACUUCCUACAUCAUUCAAGUUGUUCACAGGUUCUGCUUGGGUAAUGCUAACGCGAUCAUUUCUCGAGUAUUGUAUAUGGGGAUGGGAUAACCUCCCACGUACAAUGCUUAUGUACUACACAAAUUUUGUUUCUUCUCCGGAAGGUUAUUUUCAUACUAUUAUUUGCGACAAUGAGGAAUAUCGCCACACUGCGAUAAGUCACGAUCUCCACUACAUUGCUUGGGACAGCCCUCCUAAGCAGCAUCCCAUCUCUUUGUCAAUGAAGGACUUUGACAAAAUGGUGAAGAGCAACGCUCCCUUUGCUCGAAAGUUUGCGAAGGAUGACCCAGUGUUGGACAAAAUUGAUAAAGAGCUUCUAGGUCGCACAAACCGGUUUGCACCUGGGGGGUGGUGCAUAGGCAGCCCUGAAGGCGGGGCUGACCCAUGCUCCGUGCGUGGUAACGAUUCAGUGUUUAAGCCAGGUCCUGGUUCGGGGAGGUUCCAAGAGCUGCUUCAUACUCUAUUGUCCGAAGAUUUUCGAAAAAAGCAAUGUACAUGACAGAGCAGGGCUAAGAGUUGGAAAAAAACCGAAAUGUAGAUUAAUGUAACCAUAGAUUUACAAGCGCGAUGUAAAAAGACAUUGAAUUUCUUUUAGAAAUAUAAAUAGAAGAUCCAAGUUCACAA
Malus domestica (apple) is the source of this 2145-nucleotide messenger RNA. Its product is annotated as beta-glucuronosyltransferase GlcAT14A. The record is from RefSeq and is a predicted model, not a curated record. Lineage: Eukaryota; Viridiplantae; Streptophyta; Magnoliopsida; Rosales; Rosaceae. Gene Ontology annotation, cellular component: membrane. Gene Ontology annotation, molecular function: glucuronosyltransferase activity.